Molecule: messenger RNA, 733 nt
Organism: Arachis duranensis
Lineage: Eukaryota; Viridiplantae; Streptophyta; Magnoliopsida; Fabales; Fabaceae
Exons: 4
Coding region: 40-447 (135 amino acids)
Biological process (GO): protein targeting to vacuole; late endosome to vacuole transport via multivesicular body sorting pathway
Source: RefSeq, a predicted model, not a curated record
GUGUUUUCGGCUGCGAAAUCGAAACAGUAACCGGCGACAAUGGACUUGAUGGAGUUAUGGGCAAUCUUUGGCCCCGGCGUCGCCGGCGCUGUCUUCGGCGCCGGCUGGUGGAUCUGGCUCGACGCCGUCGUCUGCAGCUCCACCACCGUCCCCUUCCUUCACUACCUUCCUGGAAUUUUUGCAUCUCUUGCGGCUCUGAUGUUCAAUUGCGUUAGAAAAGAAGACAUUGAUUAUUCUCCCUACGAUGAGGGCGAGUGGAGACUAAAGCUAUGGCUCUUCGUCGCAUAUGUUGUCUCCUUUGUUUCUUUAGCUGGAGCAGCCGGUCUACUAAUCCAAGAUUCAAUAGAUCAAUCUGCCCCUUCAGUUUGGACAGGAGUUGCUGGUGUUUUGCAGUGUGUUUUUGUCUUGAUCAGUGGACUGGUUUAUUGGACUUCUCAUCCUGAAUAAGAAAACCAAGGUAUGGCUUGCAACUUCAAAUUAUACCAGGUUAUGUCCACCCAUGUACCUUCUUGGCAAUUUAAUGUGACGGGAAGUAGUUGACCACUUGUAAAUCAGUGUAUGUAAAUUGUGCUAACAAGCUUGAGCCUGAGUAUAUGCAUAUAUUGCUUGCUACAUAUGGUUGAUCAAAGAUCUGUUGCCCAAUGUAAUUCCAGUUGCUUGGUGUUGGAAUCUUUAAAAUAUUAUUUUAUCUUUUUAAUAAAAAUUUGGAACUCAGAGCAUACUAGAAUAGAAA